Drosophila guanche is the source of this 2189-nucleotide messenger RNA. RefSeq names its product zinc finger protein 391. Gene Ontology annotation, molecular function: zinc ion binding; RNA polymerase II cis-regulatory region sequence-specific DNA binding; DNA-binding transcription activator activity, RNA polymerase II-specific. Gene Ontology annotation, cellular component: nucleus. NCBI's taxonomy places the organism in Eukaryota, Metazoa, Arthropoda, Insecta, Diptera, Drosophilidae. The transcript is spliced from 2 exons. The record is from RefSeq and is a predicted model, not a curated record. Gene Ontology annotation, biological process: regulation of transcription by RNA polymerase II. Bases 154 to 1821 code for a protein of 555 amino acids.
CACACUGAAUGAAUGGCAAAAAAGCAAAAAGAAGUAAAAUAAAUAAAUAUUCGGCGAAUUAUUGCAACUAGUUGGAAUCGUAAGGCAUUUAGGUAUUAUACGAGCAAACUCACAGAAUAAAGCAAUUAAAGUAGGAGAAUUCCCAACACGACCAUGAUGACGACCAAGGCUGGGAGUGUGGUAAUGAAUUGCCGGACCUGCACACGAGCCUGCAAACUGUAUAAAUCGCUGCAAGAUGAGAUCGAGAUUGGCACCGAGGGCACCACCACACUGGCCAACAUGCUGAAUUAUUGCUCGAGUCUAUCCUUUGAGCCGGAAGACGGCGAGACGAUGCCGCAACACAUCUGCCAGAACUGCUUGCAGCUACUGGAGCAAGCAGUUGCGUUCAAGCGCAUGGUCAUCGACUCGGACGAGCUGCUGCGCCAGGGAUUGAACGAGGCCAACGAUGCCUUCGAUGAGUACGUCACAGUUGAGAUGCUGACCGACGUAGAGGUGGACAACACCAAGCCGGACUCAUCCACCACGGACGAGUCGCCGGCCAUCAUGUUGGAGAAUCUCAACGAGCUGCAACAGGGCGAGGAGGAAUUCGUCAUCGAGGAGGUGGCCGAGCAGGAGGAUGAGCAGGAGGACGAGCAUGAAAUAGAUGAGGCUGAACAGCUUCAGCUGGUGGCAGCCACAGCCGAGCAUUUAGAGAUUGAGACCGUGCACGGAUACCAGCAGGGGGGCAUUCAGUAUGAGAUCAAGAAUGAGUUCGGCUCCCUGGACACCGACGAGGAUGAAUAUGAAGUGAUCGACGAGGCAACAUCAGCUGAUUUGCUCGAUGAACGUAUGAUAGUGAUACACGCCGAGGAUGCCAUCGAGGAAAUUGGGGAAGAAGGCCUGGAAAUGGUCGAAGAGGAAGCAGAGGAUAUUUUGACGUGCGAGGAAGAGGAGAUCGAGUGCGAGGUUGAGGAGGCGGACUACCUGGAUGAGUCAGUGGAGGAGUCGACCCAACUGCCCUGCGAGCCGCUGCCGUAUGUCUGCAAAGUGUGCCAAAAGCCAUUCCGCCAGCAAUGCCGCCUCAAUCAGCACAUGCGAUCGCACAUCCACGAGAAGCUCUACCGCUGCGACGAGUGCGGCAAGAAGCUGAAACAUUUGCGCAACUUCAAGGAGCACAUGCUCACCCAUUCAAAUGUCAAGCCGCAUCAGUGCCCCAUUUGUGAUCGUUUCUAUCGCACCACAUCCAGCUUGGCCGCUCACAAGCGCACCCAUGCCGAGGAAAAGCCACACACUUGUGAGAAGUGUGGACGCGGCUAUGCCGCCUUGGAUCAUCUGAAGCGUCACAUGCUCACGCACACCGGUGAGCGUCCGUAUGCUUGCGAUUUGUGCGACAAGGCCUACUACGACUCGUCGUCGCUGCGGCAGCACAAGGUGAGCCAUACGGGCGCCAAGAUGUUCACCUGUGAGAUAUGCGGCGUGGGAUUGUCGCAAAAGUCCGGCUACAAGAAGCACAUGCUGGUCCACUCUGGCGCAAAGCCGCACAAAUGUCACAUCUGUGGGCGUGCCUUUACAUUCACCAGCAAUCUCAAUGCCCACGUUCGUCUGCAUUCCGGCGAUAAGCCAUUCAAGUGUGAGAUAUGCAGCAAGGCAUUCCCCACCAAGAAGCGUCUCGUCAGCCACCUGCGUGUCCACAACAAGGAGUCGCGCAUUAAUGGUGUCAGCAACCGCAGCAACACCGCCAGCAUGCCCGUGGCUAAUCUGCACCAACGCGCAGUUGGCAACCAAAUGCCCGACAUAACUGACCAAAAGGUGUCCAACUCAAAGGUUGUGGUUGUGCUUUAGGUUUCCCUCUUAAUGGAUUAAGUCUAGCCUAGGAAUAUCUAUAAAUAUAUGUAUAGAUUAUAUAUAUAUUAAGAGUCAGCACACAGAAAGAGGCGCAUGCAACUGUUUUAAACUGUAUAAAAACCUGUGCAUGUGGUGCAAGAUUAGUUUUAGUUUUAAUCUACUUAUCCAUUUAGUUGGUUAUAGAUGGGGGGAGCACUUUCUGUACAGAUACUGAUUCUACGUACAAUUUUGUAUAAUUAAUUUGUCCAAAAUGUGUGGCUCUAUGUUUUUCUUUGAGAGUUACAAAUUUUGUAACAUGAAUGUUAGAAAUAACAUCACGAAGUGGAUGCUUAAUUGAUUAUUUACCCAAUUCAAACGGUCUGCAA